UUCGUUCGAACGAACACGUCGAGCCAAAAAGAGGAGGGCGGCGGCGCUAGGGUUUGGGGGUUUGGAGCUCUCGCGGCGGCCAUUGGAGAGGGAGGGGGGAGGCGCAAACCCUAGCUGCCACCGUCCCUGAGGCCUCGCCAUGGAGGUGGACCCGCCGCCGCCUCCGCCGCCGCCGAUGGCGAACUACUUCGACCCGGAGUCGUCCGGCCGCCGGGAGGAGUACCGCCGCUACAGAAAGAGAUUAUCUUCUUCAAAUGCCUCUCCACUGUUGGGUACUGCGGUCUCCAAAUUUUCAGAAGCAAGGCUGUUCUGUGAUGGAAACAGCAUACAGAGGCGGCCCAAUGCUGGUCUACUCCUUGAAGAUAUCAAGCAGGAGGCUGCUGAUAUUUCUGAUUUUGAUAGCCUGGAUGAAUCUAAGCUGUUUGGAUCAGGAAAAAAAAGGGCAUCAUUGGAUGCCUCAGAUGCAGGUUUCAGUUCAGGUAGGCAGGCAGUGCGGUCGGCAUUGAAAUCAGUCAAACUGGAGGAGGAUAUGCCACAUGAAGGAGAAACAACUUCUACAAUUUUUGCAUCCCUCCUUGAUUCUGCAAUCCAAGGAUUGAUGCCCUUCUCGGAUGUGAUUUUACAAUUUGAGAGGACAUGUCGAAAUGCUUCAGAGUCGAUAAGGUCCGCUGGGACAGGAAAGCUUCGGAUGGUGGAGGAUAGACUUAUGCAGCAAAAAGCGCAAUUGUUACUGGAUGAGGCUGCUUCUUGGUCACUUCUUUGGUACCUCUAUGGGAAAGGAAAUGAGGAGCUUCCUGGAGAGCUAUUUGUGGCACCGACUACUUCCCAUCAAGAAGCUUGCCGCUUUGUUGUAACAGACCUUACGGCACAGUUAUGUCUACGGAUUGUACUUUGGCUUGAGGGUCUUGCUUCUGAAGCUCUUGAUUUGGAGAAAAAGGUGAGAGGAUCUCAUGUUGGUUCAUACCUACCAAGUUCUGGUGUUUGGCAUCGUACACAAAGGUACAUAAAGAGAAAGAACAAUGAUACUACUAUAGUGAAGCAUGUGGAUUUUGAUGCUCCAACUCGUGAAGGAGCCCAACUUCUUCCUGAUGACAAGAAGCAAGAUGAAUUGCUUUUAGAGGAUAUCUGGACUCUCUUGAGAGCAGGAAGGUUAGAAGAGGCAUCUGAACUGUGUCGGUCUGCUGGUCAGUCAUGGAGAGCUGCAACUCUUUGCCCCUUUGGUGGCAUAGAUUUGUUUCCUUCCUUGGAGGCCAUGCUGAAGAAUGGAAAGUCUAGAACACUGCAAGCGAUUGAAUUGGAAAGUGGUGUUGGACGGCAGUUAUGUCUUUGGAAAUGGGCUUCAUAUUGUGCUUCAGAGAAAAUUGCUGAACAAGAUGGUGGCCGAUAUGAGAUGGCAGUAUAUGCUUUACAAUGCAGUAACUUAAAGCGUAUCUUGCCGAUCUGUACUGACUGGGAGUCAGCUUGUUGGGCAAUGACAAAAUCCUGGUUAGGUGUUCAAGUGGAUCUAGUAUUGUCUCAGUACCAAACCAGUAGACCAGAAGAGAAACAGUUUGAUGACGAGAUGAAUGGAACCCAACCUAUGUUGAACUCAGCUGGCCCAGAAAGUUGGCCACACAGUGUUCUUGAUCAGCAACCCCGUGAUAUAUCUGCGCUUCUGCAGAAACUCCACUCGAGCGACCUUGUCCAUGAAACUGUUUCUCGAGCAUGCCGGGAGCAGCAUAGACAAAUCGAGAUGAAUCUCAUGAGUGGAAAUAUAGCUCAUCUUCUUGAUCUUUUAUGGUCAUGGGUGUCACCGUCUGAAGACGACCAAAACAUAUUGAGGCCCCGUGAUGACCCUGAUAUGAUACGCUUCGGAGCACAUAUUGUUCUUGUUCUGAGAUACCUUUUCAGCGACGAAAUGGAAGAUGAGUUUGAGGAAAAGCUAGUUGCUGUUGGUGAUCUCAUCAUCAACAUGUAUGUGAGGUACUUGUUUUCAGAGCAGCAAGAGGAAUUGGUUGGAGUAUAUGCUUCUCAGCUUGAGCGUGACCUUUGCAUUGAGUUGUUUGUUGAAAUGAUGGAACUAAGAUUAAAUAGCAGCUUGCAUACCAUGUUCAAGCUCUUCCUGUCUGCUGUGGAGUAUUUGCCAUUCUCAUCUGGAGAUGCAUCCAAGGCUUCUCUUGAAGAGAUCAUUGAGAGGGUUCUUUCAAGAUCCCGCGAACCGAAACCCAUUAAGUAUGACGAAGAUAUUUUUGAUGUUGCGGAAAUGCAUCACUUACAAGCACUCCAGAAAGCAACGGUCAUUCAGUGGCUUUGCUUCACACCGCCAUCCUCGAUUCCAGAUUUUCAGAUGAUCAGUGGAAAGCUUCUGAUACGGGCACUGAUGCACAGCAACACACUAUUCAGAGAGUUUUCCCUGAUAUCAAUGAGGAGAGUUCCUGAGCUACCAGUAGGACCACACAAGUUGCUUGCCAUCCUGGCUGAACCAUUGAAACAAAAAGAAAAUUUAAUUUCACUCGAAGAUCCUGAGGUAUCUGAUAAUUUACGGGAGUUUGAAGAUUGGCAUGAAUAUUACUCCCUGGAUGCUACUUACCGGAGUUGGCUUAAAUUUGAGAUGGAGAAUGCGUCUAUUUCUCCUGAAAUGCUUUCAGCAGAAGAAAAGAGUCAAGCUGUUGCUGCAGCGAAAGAAACGCUGGAGUUAGCAUUCUUAUUAUUAUACAGGGAAGAUAUUCCAUGGUUAAAUGCUGUCGAGAGUAGUCCAAUCGAGCCCUCAGAACAUGUUUUUCUUGAGUUACAUGCAACUGCAAUACUCUGCCUACCUUCUGGGGAGUGCAUGCUGCCAGAUGCAACAUCAUGCACAGCUUUGACAAGUGCAUUGUACUCUACUGUUAGUGAAACGGAAGUGUUGCAUCGUCAAUUGAAGGUGGAUGUGAAUGUUUCAUCUAAAGAUCCUUGCUGUAUUCAAGUUUCUCUCCUCUGCCUAGCAGUAGAAGGUGAUGGUUUGGGGCUUCAUGAAGCCAAUGAUGGAGGUCUUCUUGCUGCAAUUAUGGCUGCUGGGUUCAAAGGUGAACUCAAUCGAUUUCAACCUGGAGUUUCAAUUGAAAUAUCACGGCUUGAUGCUUGGUAUUCUGAUGGUCAUGGUUCAGUAGAAAGCACUGCUGCAUACAUAAUUCGUGGGCUUUGUCGUAGAUGCUGCCUGCCAGAAACUAUUCUACGAUCUAUGCAGGCAUCCAUCGCUCUAUCUGAAGCAGGUGAUUCUCUAGAUCAUUGUGAUAAGCUCAUUGAGUUGGUUGCUUCAUCGGAAUCUGGAAUAAUGCAUUUGUUCAGCCAACAGCAGUUGCAGGAAUUCCUGCUUUUUGAGAGAGAAUGCUACCUAUCUAAAAUGGAGCUUGAGGAAGAGCAGUUAGAGCAGUUACCUGCUGAUGGCUAAAAGGAUGUGUAUACCUGUGAUGGGUGUAUCCACCAGCUGUCCAAAUCUAGUUUGCAAACAUGGCGUACCCCACCGUGUGGUUAGGUAUCACUUGUAAUCCAUUCACGAAAGAAAUAGAAAGUACCAGCUGUAAGUAACUGUGUUGUUCAUGCUCCAUCAGAAGAGUUGAAAACAAAUGUAAAAAGGUUAUCUGGUUGUCAAACUCAAUAUCUAUUGAUCUCAGCCUUUUAUUUUCA
This is a messenger RNA of Oryza sativa Japonica Group (Japanese rice), 3642 nucleotides long. RefSeq names its product nuclear pore complex protein NUP107. Gene Ontology annotation, molecular function: structural constituent of nuclear pore. NCBI's taxonomy places the organism in Eukaryota, Viridiplantae, Streptophyta, Magnoliopsida, Poales, Poaceae. Gene Ontology annotation, biological process: protein import into nucleus; mRNA export from nucleus; post-transcriptional tethering of RNA polymerase II gene DNA at nuclear periphery. Gene Ontology annotation, cellular component: nuclear pore; nuclear pore outer ring. The record is from RefSeq and is a predicted model, not a curated record.